Messenger RNA from Pseudovirgaria hyperparasitica, 618 nucleotides. RefSeq lists its product as uncharacterized. The coding region runs from base 132 to 488 and encodes 118 amino acids. NCBI's taxonomy places the organism in Eukaryota, Fungi, Ascomycota, Dothideomycetes, Acrospermales, Acrospermaceae. The transcript has a single exon. The record is from RefSeq and is a predicted model, not a curated record.
CUGGCUUCGACGGCUUCGUGGAGCGAUCCCUGCAGAUCAUCGACCAGAAAGUCUUGAAGCCCAUCUUGAGGACCGAAAAGCCGCCCUUACAGGUUCGUUAGGCCCAGCUUCCGAUGCUAGCCGAUUCCCUAAUGACCAAGUUGCAGAAUUUGUUUCGCACUCCCGAACUCCAGGCCAAGACGGCAGACGAGCAUAUUCAUUUCUACUCCUCCACCAGAGUAGACGCCUUUAUCGGUCUUCUCAUCACUUUCAUCAUCUUCUCUCUUCUCGUGUGCCCGGUUGUACUCAUGUACAAGUUCUCGAGUAGUCGCAAUGAGCAGUCGACCUUUGACGCCGUUGCCAUCAUGGUCGUGUUCACCCUUCUCUUUUCGGCAGCGAUGAGUCUCGUGACCAAGGCUGCUCGACACGAGCUUUUCGCGGCAUCCGCAGCGUACUGUGCCAUCUUGGUCGUUUUUAUCGGUAAUCUUGCAAAUGGAGGUUUUCAAUGAAUUUUGAGGAGCGUGGCGUUUCGGAUAAUGACAUUUCUGAUGAAUUAUGCGUAAUGACUAUGUACAUAGCCCAAAAGAUCCAAUAUUGUGCUCGACAGGAGUGUGUUCUUGAUGUGUUUGCCUAUAUCAU